AGAAGCUUCAGCUCAGCUUAUAAGCAGUGUCCAUAUCUGCUCUGUCCAUGGCUGCUUGUGUGUCUUUUGCUUGUGUUCUUGGCUUCUUUCUCUGUUCUUUAAUGGCGGGUUCCAUCGAAUCCAGAAAUUUUCAUGACCUGUUCCAGCCAAGCUGGGCUUUCGAUCAUUUCAUCUAUGAAGGAGAGCUUCUUAAGCUUAGACUCGACAACUCUUCCGGUGCUGGGUUUUCGUCGAAGAACAAGUACCUGUUUGGGAAGGUCACCAUUCAAAUCAAACUCAUCGCCGGUGACUCUGCUGGAACUGUUACCGCAUUUUAUAUGUCAUCGGAGGGCUCGAAUCACAACGAAUUCGACUUUGAGUUUCUGGGGAAUACGAGCGGCGAACCUUACUCUGUUCAAACCAAUGUGUACGUUAAUGGCGUGGGGAACAGGGAACAGAGGUUGAACCUCUGGUUUGACCCAACCAAGGACUUUCACUCCUAUUCCAUCUUCUGGAACCGUCGACAAGUCAUUUUCCUCGUGGAUGAAACUCCGAUCAGAGUUCAUUCGAAUUUGGAGCACAGAGGCAUACCCUUUCCGAAGGAUCAAGCCAUGGGUGUAUAUAGUUCAAUAUGGAACGCCGAUGAUUGGGCAACGCAGGGUGGUCGGGUGAAGACAAAUUGGGCCCAUGCGCCGUUCAUAGCAUCAUACAAAGGCUUUGAGAUCGACGGCUGCGAGUGUCCAACGACGGUUGCGACGGCGGAUGUUGCUCGGAAGUGUAGCAGCGAUGGGGAGAAGAAGUAUUGGUGGGACGAGCCGACAAUGUCUGAGCUGAAUCUGCACCAAAGCCAUCAGCUGGUUUGGGUUCGGGCUAGGCAUAUGGUGUAUGACUAUUGUACGGACAGUGCGCGGUUUCCUGUUACUCCUGCUGAGUGCGUUCAUCACUCCCACCGCCAUUGGUGAUGGAAGAAAUGGGACAGUGCUUACCAAGAAGAAGAAGAAACAUGUGCUCCAUGUUUUGCUUUUGAAGUUUAUGAUGGCCAUAAUGUAAUAUGAAGCAAUGAUGGUUUAAUGUAUGAAAUGAUUAGCAUUUUUUUAUC
Cucurbita pepo subsp. pepo (vegetable marrow) is the source of this 1078-nucleotide messenger RNA. Its product is annotated as xyloglucan endotransglucosylase protein 6. Gene Ontology annotation, molecular function: xyloglucan:xyloglucosyl transferase activity; hydrolase activity, hydrolyzing O-glycosyl compounds. The record is from RefSeq and is a predicted model, not a curated record. Gene Ontology annotation, biological process: cell wall biogenesis; xyloglucan metabolic process. Gene Ontology annotation, cellular component: cell wall; apoplast. Lineage: Eukaryota; Viridiplantae; Streptophyta; Magnoliopsida; Cucurbitales; Cucurbitaceae.